Molecule: messenger RNA, 815 nt
Organism: Polistes canadensis
Lineage: Eukaryota; Metazoa; Arthropoda; Insecta; Hymenoptera; Vespidae
Product: coenzyme Q-binding protein COQ10 homolog B, mitochondrial
Exons: 3
Coding region: 190-765 (191 amino acids)
Biological process (GO): ubiquinone biosynthetic process; cellular respiration
Cellular component (GO): mitochondrion
Molecular function (GO): ubiquinone binding
Source: RefSeq, a predicted model, not a curated record
AUAACGAAUAACUUAUGUAUUGUUAAAAGAAAGAGAGAGAGAGAGAGAGAGUGUAAAAGAGAGAAAGAGAAAAAAGACGAUGUUAGAAUUUAGUAUAAAAUCAAAGUUUAUGGUGAAAUGUUAUGAACAACACGUUUUUUUAUCUUACAGUGGAUUAGAAAACUAAAGAAAACAAUUAUCUUUUUUAAUAUGUUUAGGAAUACUUUCGCACUAGAACAACGUAUUUUACAAUGUAAACAUAAUUACAUUAAAGUCAACUUUAAAAAUAUGGCACAGCAGUCUGGCAAAUUGAAAGAAUAUGAAGGCCGAAAACUUGUCGGGUUUUCAAUGGAACAAAUUUACACUGUGGUAGCAGAUGUAGGGAAUUAUAAAAAAUUUGUACCUUUUUGUAAAAAGUCAGAUAUUAUUUAUAGAAAAGAAAAUUUUCUUAAAGCUAAUUUAAUUAUAGGAUUUCAUCCACUUACUGAGAGUUAUACUUCUGAAGUAUCAAUGGUACCUUCUCGUCUUGUUAAAGCAGAUUGUACUGACGGCAUAUUAUUUGAUCAUUUGAAAACAUUAUGGAUUUUUAGUCCAGGCUUAAAAAAUAAUGCAAAUACAUGUGUAAUAGAUUUUUCUUUAUCGUUUGAAUUUAAAUCAAUCAUUCAUUCUCAUUUGUCUAAUUUAUUUUUUAAUGAAAUUGUAAGACAAAUGGAAAAUGCUUUUCUUCAAGAGGCUAGAAAGAGAUAUGGUAAACCAUGCUUGAAAACAGUACGAUUAGAAAGAUAACAAAAAUAAGACGUUCAAUAUAAUAUUAUUGGCAAUCAUAAUAAUUUACC